AUGGAAGACUGUUUGGCAAAAAAAAUGGAAAUCACUGUUUCGGAAGCCGAAAAACGGACUGGGAGGAAUGCCAUGAACAUGCAAGAAACGUACACUGCUUACCUCAUUGAGACAAGAGCUGUUGAGUCCCAGAUUGAGGGACAGUGUGCCCCAGUGGACUCCCUGUGGCGACGUUACAGUGAAUUUGAGUUGUUGAGGAAUUAUUUGUCGGUUACCUAUCCACAUAUUGUUGUUCCACCUCUGCCAGAAAAGAGGGCUGACUUCGUUUGGCAUAAGCUAUCAGCGGAUAAUAUGGAUCCAGAUUUUGUGGAAAGAAGAAGAAUCGGUUUGGAAAACUUCUUGUUACGCGUGGCUUCACAUCCUGUUCUUUGCCAAGACAAAAUCUUCUAUUCGUUUUUAACACAGGAAGGUGGAUGGAAAGAAAUGGUGAAUGAGACUGGAUUUCAGUUAAAGGCAGAUUCCAGAUUAAAAGCUCUUAAUGCAACAUUCAGAGUGAAAAACCCAGACAAGAGAUUUACUGAGCUAAAACACUAUAGCGAUGAACUGCAGUCUGUCAUAUCACACCUUCUGCGAGUCAGAGCUAGGGUAGCAGACCGGCUAUAUGGUGUCUAUAAAGUCCAUGGCAACUAUGGAAGAGUAUUCAGUGAGUGGAGCGCAAUAGAAAAGGAGAUGGGGGAUGGGUUGCAGAGUGCUGGCCACCACAUGGAUGUAUAUGCAGCUUCUAUUGAUGACAUAUUAGAAGAAGAGGAACAUUAUGCAGAUCAGCUGAAAGAAUAUCUCUUCUAUGCAGAAGCACUACGGGCAGUUUGCAGGAAACACGAACUAAUGCAAUAUGACUUGGAAAUGGCUGCACAGGACCUAACAUCUAAGAAACAGCAGUGUGAGGAGCUGGCAACAGGAACUGUGAGAACAUUCUCCCUGAAAGGGAUGACCAGCAAACUCUUCGGGCAGGAAACCCCUGAGCAGAGGGAAGCCAAGAUAAAGGUUCUAGAAGAGCAGAUACAGGAAGGAGAAGAACAACUUAAGUCUAAAAAUCUGGAGGGCAGAGACUUUGUGAAAAGUGCCUGGGCUGACAUCGAACGGUUUAAAGAACAAAAGAAUCACGAUUUGAAGGAGGCGCUUAUAAGCUAUGCUGUUAUGCAGAUUAGCAUGUGCAAAAAGGGAAUUCAAGUUUGGACAAAUGCAAAGGAAUGCUUCAGCAAGAUGUGAUUAUCUGGAAAUGAAUUCCUCCUCCAAGUGCCAGAGAACGGAAGCACAAAUGUAUAACACCAAUCUUAAGUUGCUACAUGACUUACAUAUAAAUCAUGAAAUAAAUGAGUUGAGUGAAUAGUUUUUCUUUCUGCUGAUUGUAAUUGUUAAUAAAGGACAAAAAGGACAUGUUAUUAAAUGUUUAGCGCUGACUGCCACUUUCGUGGCGUGUUUUAUAUGUGGUAGCAAAUAAUUCAGGGGUAAAAGAGUUACUGAAAACUACAGCUCUGUAUUGGGGCAAAGGUAUAGGGAAAGUUAUCCCAGAAAGUAUGAACUGAACUGUUCUGAGACUUGUGAAACACCAUGCUCUGUAAUGUGUAGAUCACUUCCAGAUGCCCUUCUUUUCAGCCAUUGCUGUUUAGACUUCGUAAUGCUCAAGGGUGCUUUGGUUUUAUAAUGGGACACACAGUUGUGUUCUUGAGGUCUACACCAUAAGAGGACAAAAAAUGAAAUAUUGUAACGCCUGGGGUUUGUAUUUAAAUGCCUUUGCAUGUCCAUAGAGAAAUGUGCUUUUCCAGAGUUCAGGUUAAGCAGUCUCAAGCUCCUGAGAUGUUUGAAACUCUCUACAGUAGAGGUG
Messenger RNA from Nipponia nippon (crested ibis), 1825 nucleotides. The record is from RefSeq and is a predicted model, not a curated record. Lineage: Eukaryota; Metazoa; Chordata; Aves; Pelecaniformes; Threskiornithidae.